GAUGAUUGGCUGCCGUUCGUCGAGCGACCAAUCUGGGCACCCAUGCAAGAGCAUCAGAACCGACCGAGGUGGAGAGUUUCUAGGAGGAGAUCUGACUGCGUGGCUCAAGAAACAAGGCAUUGAGCAUCAGCUAACGACGUCCUAUACCCCUCAGUCAAAUGGCGUUGCUGAGAGGGCUAAUAGGACCAUCCUGGAAACUGCGCGAGCGCUGCUGAUCGAAUCAGGGCUGGGGAACUCCAUGUGGCCUCAUGCGGUGAGGCAUGCUACAGUGGCAAGGAACCGCGUACUCACAAAGGUGGCUGAUGAUAUGUGGGUGCCGCUGGAGAGGUGGCUUGGAAAGAAGCCUCCAGUGGACAUGCUUCGAGUGUUCGGAUGCAUGGCAGUGGCGCAUGUCCCUAAACCGUACAGGACAAAGCUUGGAGCAUCUGCACUUUGGUGUGUGCACCUUGGGCUUGCGGCAGAGAGCAAGGGGUGGCUACUCUGGGAGCCCUCAAAGAAUGUGCUGUUUGAUAGUCGGGAUGUCAAAUUUGUGGAGAACAUCAUGUAUGGCAAGUGGGAGAAGCAGCCGGAGGCAAGGGUCACCCAGCAGCUGGAAGAGAUCACUAUGCACUUCGAUCUGUCCGAACCUGAGGACAGCGAAGUCACUGCGCCAACGGCAAGCGGUACUGAUGAAGGAAGCAAUGAGGAUAUUGCAGCUGAUGCUGAAGUCAAGGAUCCGGAGCAGCAGCAGCAAGAGGCUUCCAAAACACCAAGUCUGCCAAAGCGAAGGAAACAGAUUGGUGGGGGACAAAGGAUUGGGUGAAGGUGAAAGAAUGGGUAAAUCCAACCAUCUACCCUGCACGUACCAGAAUGGCAAUGAGAAAGCUGUUGAGCUCCACAAGUGGAGGAGCCACAACUGAGCAGCAGGAACAGGCUCAAGGCGAAGAUGCAGUGCUGUUCUUGGGUGAUGACCAAGAGUCAGAUGACAAGGAGCCUGCAUACUGCUUUUACGCACCAAUACAACCUCCGAGCAUGGAUCAUGCGCUAGCCGGGCCUCAACGGGGGAAGUGGCUCGUUUCAAGAGAUGCAGAGUACAACAGCAAGAUGGAGAAUCACACAUGGGACCUGGUGUAUUGCCAAAUGGGAAGAAGGCAAUACAGUGCAAGUGGCUGGCAAAAAUCAAGACGGAUGAGAAAGGAGAGCCAUCAGUUUACAAGAGCAGGCUG
This is a messenger RNA of Closterium sp. NIES-67, 1205 nucleotides long. Lineage: Eukaryota; Viridiplantae; Streptophyta; Zygnematophyceae; Desmidiales; Closteriaceae. The record is from the annotation of a GenBank genome assembly.